CGUGUCUGUGUGGUUUGAAAUGGGGGGGCAGGGCAGGCUGAUCGGGGGCCUGGCGCUGUGUCUGAUGGGUGUUUUAGGAGUAUGUUUGACAUGUGGACUUCCAAUGUGGCGUGAAACAUCUUUCGUGGGAGCAAAUGUUGUGACUGCACAAUCUGUGUGGGAUGGUCUGUGGUUGCACUGCAUCGUUCAAGCAACAGGUCAGAUGCAGUGCAAGAGACACACGACAGGCAUCACCAUGACCUCUGACAUCCAGGCAGGACGAGCCCUCACGCUGAUCUCCAUCAUCGCCGGCAUCCUGGGCUUCAUCGUCACUCUCCUCGGAGGAGGAGCAGUCAACUGCAGUGGAGAUCCACCUGAUCCUAUUGAACCUCUGUCCAAUGCUUCCUCCAGAAAGAAGGCCUGCCUGCUGGGUGGAGCUCUGUGUCUCCUGUCUGGCAUCCUGUGUCUGGUUUCAGUCACCUGGUCAGCAGUAGCAACCAUCUCAAUCUACAAUGACCCUUUAGUGACUGCAGCAUUAAAGAGGGAGGUGGGCUCCUCUGUCUACAUCGGCUGGGCCUCCUCGGUGCUCCUUCUGCUCGGUGGUGCUCUUUUCUGCUUUGUCUGUGGGGACAAGAAGAGGUCCCAGCCUUCCUACUACUACAUGCCGAGCAACUUCAGCACUCAGUCCAGCGACAGCUCAUCCCGCAGAGCCACUCUGAGGUCUGAUGUUCUGAGAUCAAAUACCCCGCAGACGUUUGAUCCUUACACGCAGACAAGGAUGGUAGAGCACAAAGCCCAAGUGCAUCGCUAUAACUACCUUAAUAACGCUCCGAGUGUGGCUGGGCUGUACAAUCAGUCUCCGACUCACCCACAGUUUGAGCAGAGCACCUUUGGACGUAAUUCAUCAAACAGAUCACAGACACAGAGUCGUAUUUACAAUAGUAAAUCUGAUGGAUUGUUGUUCUGAGAAUGACUGCACACAGGAAUCCCUUAGCUGUUGUGGUCACUUACAUGUUAAUUAAUGGCUACUAUGGCGCUGAUUUCUUCUUCUGGACAAAUAAAGACCAGUCAUUACAUAUACACAAAAUAGAUAUGUGAGGUGGUAUAAAACGAUGCACAAGUCGAAGAUAAAAGUGUGCAUUUUAUGAAACAGUGCAGCUUAUAAUUAAAAGCGUCUUGGGUAUGACAAGCUUUCAUUAACAUUAUAAAGUUUAAAUGGAACAAUACGAUAGAACUAAUAUUAGUGGAACACUGUGAUAUAAUGAUUUUGACUUAAAGGCUACUGAAUACAUUUUUCUUUGCUUGUAUUCUUUUUGUUCUUCUGCAGAUAUUGUUGAGACAAAUAUCAUGGCAUCAAAAAAAUGCAAACUGUGGACUGCAGGUUUACAGUGUUUAUUGUGGUAUAUGUGAAAAUCAAGGCUUAAUACAAGAUUUAUCUAAAUUAUACUUGCAUGUCUAUAUAUAUUAAUGUGCGUGUGUGUGUUUUUGCUUUCCCCCUUUGCAACAAGCACAUCUUAUUGGUAUCUUUUAUGUAGCAUUUGCUUGAGAAAAGACUGUAUCUGGUCAAAACAGCGCUAAGAAAAUUAAAGGGUUUAGGGUGUAUCCAUUUAAUGUAAAACAAACAAACAAACAAAAAUUAAAAUCACUGUUUUCAUUUCA
Molecule: messenger RNA, 1638 nt
Organism: Stegastes partitus (bicolor damselfish)
Lineage: Eukaryota; Metazoa; Chordata; Actinopteri; Pomacentridae
Product: claudin-4-like
Exons: 3
Coding region: 20-946 (308 amino acids)
Cellular component (GO): bicellular tight junction; membrane
Molecular function (GO): structural molecule activity
Source: RefSeq, a predicted model, not a curated record